Molecule: messenger RNA, 3482 nt
Organism: Oryzias latipes (Japanese medaka)
Lineage: Eukaryota; Metazoa; Chordata; Actinopteri; Beloniformes; Adrianichthyidae
Gene: zfand4
Product: zinc finger, AN1-type domain 4
Molecular function (GO): protein binding; zinc ion binding
Source: RefSeq, a predicted model, not a curated record
AAUCAAUCAAACUAGGUCAUGAAAGCGUUCAGACGGUUUUGACAGGUAUGAUAAUGUUGCUAACUAAGGGUCACGGCGUCCGCCAGCGGUCAACAGUUAUGUUUGUCCCGCGUGGAUUUCUUUUAGCUAAAUUGAAGGCUGUUCUGUUUUGAAUUUGAUCAUCGAUGGCUCCGGAGAAACGCGGAAAAAAACACAAGUCCCUGCUGGAUAUACUAGCCUAGCAGCCUGAAAAAGGAAGCCAUUGUUUGAGUACUCAGCUAACAUGGCAACGAAAGCUACCAAAAGGGAGUCCCUGCAGCAAAAUGGAAGAAGAUACUGAUGAGGUCGUCUUACAUGAUGUGUGACAGCAGUGAAGCCAGCGGGCAAUCCCUCUCUCCAUCGUCGUGGUCCAGCUCCUCUGUUUCCCCAUUUUCCUAGUCUUUAUCCCCAUCCGGCUGAGAUGACCGACAGAAAGGAGCCUCCCUUCUUUAAUGAUGACAGUGUGGGGGCUUUUCAGUAUAAGCUCCCAUUCUAUGACACUAUGGAGCUCUUCAUCGAGACCCUGACGGGGACUUGUUUUGAGCUGCGUGUGUUGCCCUUUGAGGCUGUGUUUUCAGUCAAAGCGAAGAUCCAGAGGCUGGAAGGUAUCCCUGUUGCCCAACAGCAUCUUAUCUGGAAUAAUGUAGAGCUGGAUGAUGAACAUUGUCUGCAUGAUUAUGGCAUUGCAGAGGGCUGCACUUUAAAGUUGGUGUUGGCUAUGAGAGGAGGACCAAUCAACACCAGAAGGGUAACCAUGGAAGACCCAAUCAAAGAAGUCGCUGACUUAAUGGAAAACACAAAAGAUGAAGGUUGGGACAAGAACCUGCCAAACAAGCAGGUUACAUUUGUGGUGUACCGCGAGGGCGAUCAGCUGAACUUCUUCAGAGUCGCCGACAGAGGAGACGGAUCCUUGACUCCUCUGUCUGAAUCAUUAAGUGGUGGUUCGGUGUACAAUUUGUAUGCAGAGGAGGAGGACCGAGAGGGUUCUGCAGCUGCACAGCAGAGCCUUGAGAACUCCAUCACCAUGACUAAAAUGAAGCUUCUCAAAGCCAAAAUGGAGAGUAUGAACAUCAACAAGAAGAAACAAGCAAAGGUGAAGCCACGGGCUGCAGUUUCUCCACAUCCCUGCGGGGGCGCUCUCGGUCCCUCCAGUACGCGGAACCACCACCGUCUGUUUCGCCCGCUCCCUCAGAUCAACCCGGCUCGACAGAAAAAUGGCCUACUGCCCCCCAUUGUAGACCACGAAUUUACAGAUGCCUCUCCGCCCCAAACUCCUUCCACCUCCUCUCACGUAACAGUCCCCACGCGGUCUCCUCCUGCUUUCCCGUCGCCCACGUGUUACAUGCUUCAAGAGGAGAAACCAUGGGAGAUGCACCCACCGUUCGCAAAGAUCCUCCCCCCUCCCAAAGUGUCGCGGUUGGACAUUGGCAGCAACAGGUUGAUGAGAGACUGUAUUUUUCCUCAGCUCCCACCAUUGUGUACCAGGGGGCCGCCGAAAGCCCCGUUUGACCCGGUGGAGCCUUCUGGGGAGAUGAUGGGUUUGGGUUUACUAGAAGAACCGGUUGGUCUGGUGGCGCAAACGGAAGCUGCUGCUCCGUUUGUGUCGGAUCCUCUAAGGUUGGAUGUGUCCAUCCAGCCAGACGGAGGUCUUGAACCCCUGGAUGUUGAAACUCAGUACCAGCUGCCGCACUCCCCCUCCCCACUCACCACCUGGACAAUAGACGCGAGUGACCCCCUCCCCACGAGAGCUGACGAGAGACGGCUUGGCACAUCACUGCAUAUCAGUCCUCCCUCUUCAUCAGCUGCCUCCACUUCACCGUCAACUUCAACCAGAUUGCUGUCUGAGCCUUUUGAUUCCACACCCUGUUUACAGUCUAACCUACAAGCACAGUCCCCCCGCCCCCCACCCACCUUGUCGAGUUGUUCCCCCCGCCUGCGCUGUGUUCAGGUCGAGUCUCCAGGCAGGAGAGCAGAGCUCCUCUCUAAGAGGGAAGCACGGGGCCUCGCCAAGAUGGCCAACCAGGUCUGCAAAGAGCCGCUGGAGCCUUUGAACAACCCGGAGCUCUUUGCUUCCCUCUCCACCACAGCACCAGUCAACAAGAGCAGGGACCGGCCGGGGAGGAGCCUGGGACUUGCACUGACUCUGCCCCCAGCCACUGGCGGCCUUGGUUCCAGGCUGUCCCCCAUACCUGCCAACAGUUUCUAUCAGGACGAAGUCAUCCGACAAAUGUCACCAGUGCUCCGAUCAGCAGCCUCCUAUAUGACCAACAACUGUCUCGCGUCCGCUGGAGGAGUCGUGGCUGCAGCGGGAGCGUUAGGCACUCCAAUGUACCACCUACCUCCAGUCAAAGCACCAACAGGCACAAAGAAGAAGAGCUCAAAGCAUUGCUUCUUUUGUGGGAAGAAGACUGGGCUGGCCACCAGCUACGAGUGCAGAUGUGGCCACAAUUUUUGUGCCACUCACCGCUACGCAGAGACGCACGACUGCACGUUUGACUACAAGAGUGCCGGACGGCGAUUUCUGCAUGAAACCAACCCUCUCAUCAGCGCUCCAAAGCUGCCCAAAAUCUAAACCCCUGCAAGCCCCACGCCGGACCAGGAGAGGGGACCAGUUCAGCCGACUGUGGAGCAAAAGAAGAGCAGAACCUUAAACCACCACUGUGUGCUUUUUAUAAAAAUAAAAAAAAAAAUCAGCCAAGCUCACUUCAACUUUGAGUAAACAUGCUGUUUUAGCCAAGUGGACUCUGGUGGCACAGAACUGUCUAUCACCUUUUAGAAAAUGUGAAAAAAUGGUUCCUCCCCCCUUUCUGUCUGUUACUUUGCUUCUUUUCUUUUGUUACAGAAAAAGAACUGCAUGCAUGUAGGUAGUUUUUACUAAAUAUAUCUGUUGCACGUUUUUUAGGACCGCUAUUGACCUUCUCUGACAAGUCUUUAACAGAUGCACUUUAGAACUAUAUUUAUACAUUUACUUGUCGCUCGGAGCAGCUGUGUACAUCCCCGUGUUUGUUUGAAGAAGUGUUCCGUCGAAUCCAGAUUUUUUUUUUUAAAUAUUCUGCACAUCUCGUCUUUUCUUACCCGGGCACAUACAACAUCUCUAAUAUGUUUUUCUUUAUAGAAGAAAAAGUUAAUCCACUUAUUGAUGAGGUACUUAAUAUUUAUUAAUGAAUGUUACUUGUUUAGAUUCAUGGCUGGUUUUCAAAUGGUAAGUAUGCAACGUGUGUACGUGUGAAUGUUAGUUUUAUGUCUGCAUAAUAAACUAAAUUGUAUUAGGGCUGGGAGGCGGGGCUAGGAUAUGGUAUUUAUGAUGUGUUUACAGUGAGGUGGUUGCCAUAUUAAUCUUUUUGUAAUCCUUUUUUUUCUUUUUCUUCUGGUUAAGCUGUUGCAAAAUCUUUAAAUGCUGGUGAAAUAUCUACUGGGAUAUGAUCUAUUAAACUUUCUUUCUAUAGAUUCUGUGGUCAAUCCCA